Molecule: messenger RNA, 831 nt
Organism: Haemonchus placei
Lineage: Eukaryota; Metazoa; Nematoda; Chromadorea; Rhabditida; Trichostrongylidae
Source: the annotation of a GenBank genome assembly
AUGAAGUGCGAACAUCUACAGAAAACCGGCAGUUUCAAGGCACGUGGAGCUCUGAACGCGAUUCAGAAGAUGAAGGAUGAAGGGACAGUGAAGGGAGUGGUCACACACUCGUCUGGCAACCAUGGUCAAGGGCUAGCAUGGGCGGCUUCUGAGUCCAACCUGCCUUGUUGUGUAGCUGUACCGCGUAAUGCUCCUCCUUCGAAAAUUGAAGCAAUGAAGAGCUAUGGAGCACGGCUGGAGCUUUGUGAGCCAACACAUAAAAGCAGGGAAGAGACGUGUGCGCGUUUGGCCAAAGAUCUCGGCUAUCGGGUUGUUGAGCCAUUUGACGAUCCAAAUGUGAUUUGUGGGCAAGGUACCAUUGGAGCUGAAAUCAUUGAGCAAGUGCCCACUGCCGAUGCUGUCUUUCUAGCUGUUGGUGGUGGCGGAUUGGCAAGUGGUGUGACCGCGUAUAUCACGGAAAUUCGGCCAGAUAUCAAAGUGUUCCUUGUGGAGCCAGUAGGGAAAGAUCUGGCUGCUUACCUUAAAAACGGAAAACUCACCACUGAAAGAGAUGUACUCGAUACAAUAGCUGAUGGAAUAAGAGUGCUAAAAGUAGGCGAAAAUUGCUAUCCAAUACUCAAAGGAGCCUGCUCUGAUAGGAUCAUUACUGUGACAGACAAGGAGAUUCGGGCCGCUUUGAAGCUCAUCUGGGCACGAACUAAGCAACGUGUUGAACCAUCUGCAGCAGUGCCAUUGGCAGGACUUCUGAAGGUCUCUCCGGCCGAGCUCGGUAUAAAAAAUGCGGUGCUGAUCCUUUGUGGGGGGAACGUGGAUCUUGAUUUCAUUCCGUGA